AUUAGAUUAACUCGCGUUGGUGAAACCGGGCCCUACUCUGACAUGCACUGUGCACCCCAUAGAUUGUAUCCUAGGCAAAGUCCAAACCGUCGAAUUUCUUUACGUAAGCAAUUUCUUGCUGGUGAAAAGACAAAUAUUCAAGAUGAGUCGUUUUAUGAAAGUUCUCAAGAGCAAAGAAACCCGUGACUAUUUCACGAGCACACACUUCUGGGGACCAGCUGCUAACUGGGCGAUACCAAUUGCUGCCAUCGCUGAUAUUCAAAGAGAUCCCAAGUACAUCAGUGGAAAAAUGACCCUUGCCUUAUGCUUAUAUUCAGCAAUGUUUAUGAGAUUUGCAAUCAAGGUGCAGCCACGCAACAUGCUUCUAUUUGCCUGCCACAUUGUCAAUGAGGGUGCACAAAUUACGCAGGGUUCUAGAUUUAUUAAACAUCAUUAUCUUAGUAAGAAGGAACAGUAAAUUGAAAGAUAUAUGUGAUAUUUACUUUGCCAAAGUAAGUAGGGUUUUAUAUUAAUGUAUCAAAGAUUGUGUAUUAUAUAAAAUUAAUAUUUGUUAAACAUAUAAAUAUAUAGACAAAAAUUGAUGAAUAAUAAACGUAAAUGUGUUAUCAAAUUUUCUCUCCACUAAUUUUAAAAAA
Messenger RNA from Vollenhovia emeryi, 635 nucleotides. It is a transcript of the gene Mpc1, whose product is annotated as mitochondrial pyruvate carrier 1-like. The transcript is spliced from 3 exons. Gene Ontology annotation, biological process: pyruvate import into mitochondria. The record is from RefSeq and is a predicted model, not a curated record. Lineage: Eukaryota; Metazoa; Arthropoda; Insecta; Hymenoptera; Formicidae. Gene Ontology annotation, cellular component: mitochondrial inner membrane. Bases 143 to 457 code for a protein of 104 amino acids.